Chara braunii is the source of this 2927-nucleotide messenger RNA. The record is from the annotation of a GenBank genome assembly. NCBI's taxonomy places the organism in Eukaryota, Viridiplantae, Streptophyta, Charophyceae, Charales, Characeae.
GGUAUUCCCAAACUUCAACUUCCUCUUCUUCUUCCUUGCUAAUUUUCACGAUUUCAAUGGCGAUGACCGGUUUGAUUCUUGUCUCUCUGAUCAUCAUGUUGAGAACUUCCUGGCUUGGGUCCUGUUCGUUUUGGAAACGAGACCUCCUUGAGCCUGCGCUCGAAUCCGAUGUUGAGGAUGAGCCCGAGGCUGAGCUUGAGGCUGAGCCUGAGGCUGGACCGGAAGUUGAGCCUGGGGCUGAGCCUGAGGCUGGGCCUGUGGCUGAGCCUGAGGCUGGGCCUGUGGCUGAGCCUGAGGUUGGGCCUGUGGCUGAGCCAGGAGUAGUGCUUGUGUCAAUGGGGCUGGUUGACCCUGGGGUUGGGACCUGGGUAUUUACAGAUGCCGUAGCUGCCGCCAAGGCUCAGCAGGAGGCAGCAGAGGCAGAACGUCAGCGGCUGGCCAAUGAAGUGGCAGCCCAAGCUCAGCAGACUGCUGAGGCUGACGCAGUGGCACGAGACCGACGGAAUGCCGCCAGCACGGAGUCCUUGAUUGCAUGUGAAAAUCAGUGGACAACACUGCUUCAAGGCAUGUUCUUUGUGCCUACGGAAACGCAGGCGGAGCCCACACAGGAGGAGGCAGAGAGAAGUAACCUGGCUACCGUGAUGUUGAACGUGAUGAGGGGAGUAAUGUGGAACAACAAACUGCUGCAGGCACACCUGCACGCGGAACGACAGCAACGACAGCAGUACCAGCAAGACCUGGCCGCUGUAACGGCUGUCGUCCGCGACGCAGCAACGCAGCAGCAGCAACAGCAACAGCUGUUGAACUCUACCCUCGCACACAUCAACGGCAUUGAGGCCAAGGCCUCAGCAGCGCCAGGCUGCACGACAGACGAGACGAGGCAGCUCAAUGGGCACAUCAAUCACGUCGUCAAACUCAUUGGCGACAUAGGUGUUUUCAAUGGACCGGACACGAUCAGUAGUACGGUGGCCCCCAUCAAGACGUACAUCACCAAGCUGCAGACGAGACCGGACGCCGCUACGAAGACUUACAAGAUGUCGCACUUCGACAUCAGCAAGUUCGAUGACUUCAACAAGUCGGACGCCUUGACAUGGUGGCAACGUUUCCUCAUGGAAGCAUCAUGCCGCACUGUCCCGGCGGACGACAUGAUGAAGGCGCUUUACUUGCAACUGAUUGGAGGAGCGCAGGCUUGGAUGAACCAUCUGGCAGCUACCAACAACUACACCAUCGCCGAACUCCACACGCACAUCACGUGGAAGGCGUUCGAGAAGCUAUGGUUCACCCGGUUCAUGGUCCCCAACGUCAUGAAGGCGGCCAUGAACAAGGUGUACACCUGCUCUCAAGGUCUUGGCCCGCGCGUUCGAAGGAAGACGCAACCCACGCAAGUUACACUCACAGACGGCCGCACGCAAAAGUCAAUUGACCGAUGCGUCGACGGCGUCCCGGUAUACUUUGCGCCUCUUGUGUGCGAGCCGGUGUCUUUUGACAUCCUCGACACCGAGUUCGACAUGAUUCUAGGCAUGUCUUGGUUGCAUAGCGCCGAUCAUCCGGUGAACUUCCACGACCGGACCGUUCACAUCCGUGAUCGGAACAGAGUGUUAGUCCCAUGUACGGUCGCGACCCCUCACACUUCGAUUGCUUGUCACGUGGUUUCCGUUGCGAGAAUUCUCGACGCCAUAACUCGGAAUGAGGUCGAGGAGAUGGGCGUUGUAUUUUUGCAUGCUCUCCCCUCGCCGGACGGACCAGCCGCGUCACCGCCGGACCCACGCAUCACGCACCUCUUGGACGAGUAUGGAGACGUCUUUGAGGCUCCCACCAGAACGGUUCCGGAUCGGCCCAUACGUCACGGGAUCACUCUCGAGGCGGGCGCCGUCCCUCCGCGUGGAUGUAUCUACCACAUGAGCGAAGAGGAACUCGAGGUGCUUCGUGCACAACUCGAUGACCUUCUCGACAAGGGCUGGAUUCGCCCUAGUUACCACCAGAUUGAAAUCCAGCCUCAAGAUCGGUACAAGACCGCGUUCAAGACGCGGUACGGGCAUUUUGAGUGGGUGGUCAUGCCUUUUGGCCUCACCAAUGCCCCCGCAACUUUUCAAGCAACUAUGACGAUGGAGUUUCGCGACUUGCUCGAUCGCAGCGUCCUCAUCUACCUCGAUGACAUCUUGGUCUAUAGCAGGACGGUGGACGAGCACAUCACACACCUUCGCGCCGUUUUGAAUCGCUUGCGACUGGCCAAGUACAAAGCAAACCGCGACAAGUGCGAGUUCGCCAAGCAAGAGCUUGAGUAUUUGGGCCACUACGUUACGCCGAAAGGCAUUCGUCCCUUAGCGGACAAGAUCCAAGCCAUCGUGGAUUGGCCGGAACCCCGUUGUACGACGGACGUACGCUCUUUCAUGGGAUUGGCUGGAUAUUAUCAGCGAUUCGUCGAGUCAUACUCGAAAGUGGCAGCGCCUUUGUCGAGACUUCAGCCCCCGAAGGUGCCCUUCGAGUUCGAUGACGCAGCCCGUGACGCGUUCACUACGUUGAAGGCAGCGAUGCAAGAUGCACCUGCCCUCCGUAUAUAUGACCCCACCCUUCCCACCCAAGUGACUACGGACGCUUCGGGAUACGGCAUUGGGGCGGUGUUGGAACAAUGCCACGAGGACGGUUGGCAUCCGGUCGAGUAUUUCUCCCAUAAGGUGCCUCUCGUAAACACUCUCGACGAUGCUAGGAAGAAAGAGUUACUCGCAUUCGUCACCGUUCUCAAACGGUGGCGCCACUUUCUUCUCGACCGUCGGCGUUUUAAAUGGAAUACGGACAACAAUCCGUUGACCUUUUACAAAAUGUAGGACACUGUCACGAGCACCAUCGGUCGAUGGAUGUAUUACAUCGACCAAUUCGAUUUUGACCCGUGCCACAUUCCCGGUCCCGCCAAUCGAGCUGCAAACGCC